AAAAUGUAAAUAGACCAAACAGUGAAGUGGAAGCUAGUCCGCACAACAAAAUCUCUUCAUCUAGUCAUAGUCAUAUACCGGCGCGCCCUAUGGCUAUAUCGGAUCAACACAAUGACAACAGCAUUUCUCCGGGUAAGACAACUCCAAUCAAGACCGAGCAAUCUAAACACAAUACACUGGCAUGUUACGACUGAGCCAGGGUUCAUCACGAAGCCCCGGCCUUCGAGCUGGGAUAAGCCCAACAAACCGAAACCAACCAAGAAGUUCACGACCACCACGACCAAACCCCACAAGAACUACUUGAAGCCCAAAGACCCAAUGAUCAACGUCAUCAAUAAAACUGAUGAUACGACGAUGCCGAGUAUUCAGACUACUGCCGCUACAAGUACUGUUGAAUGCGGUAUGACCUCAAUGUUAUCCCGACCUGAUUCCCGUAUCAUGGGCGGCAAGGACUCCAGCUUCGGUCGCUGGCCGUGGCAGGUCUCCGUCAGACGGAAUUCCUUCUUCGGUUUCUCGUCGACUCACCGCUGUGGUGGCGCCAUCAUCAACGAAGGCUGGAUAGCCACGGCGGGACACUGUGUUGAUGACCUGCUGACAUCUGCGAUACGGAUCCGAGUUGGUGAAUUCGACUUCUCGUCAGUAUCUGAGCAGUAUCCUUACGUGGAGCGCGGCGUCGCCAGAAAAGCUGUUCAUCCUAAAUAUAACUUCUUCACAUACGAAUACGAUUUGGCGCUGGUGAAGUUGGAUUCUCCUGUGCAGUUCGCGCCUCAUAUAUCGCCCAUAUGUCUGCCGGCUUCCGAUGAUUUGCUGGUUGGAGAAACUGCAACUGUUACUGGAUGGGGGAGAUUGUCAGAAGGGGGUGUGUUGCCGUCUAUCUUGCAAGAGGUUCAAGUUCCCAUAGUAUCAAACGAGCGCUGCAAAUCAAUGUUUCUUCGCGCGGGCAGACAUGAGUUCAUUCCUGACAUAUUCCUGUGCGCUGGCCACGAGACCGGCGGACACGAUUCUUGCCAAGGAGAUUCUGGUGGACCACUACAGGUGAAAGGAAAGGAUCACAGAUACUUCCUGGCUGGCAUCAUCAGCUGGGGCAUCGGCUGUGGAGAAGCCAACCUCCCUGGAGUCUGUACUAGGAUAUCCAAAUUUGUGCCCUGGAUUCUGCAAACUGUCAAUUUAUGAAUAUAACACCUCAUUACAAUUUAAGCCAUUGUUGCAACAUCUGUAAAAUAUAGAUUUGCAAGAGCGACAUCUCAAGUCAAUUUCCUAAUAUGUAAAUAUUGGGGUUGAGUAGGUUAUCAACUGUAAAGUAGAUCCUGUAGAUGAAGCCACAACUUGAAAGUUGAACAAGACAUACAAGAUUUAUCAACGAUACGUCACUCGAACGGUUGGCCUAGUUGGUAAGAGCGCACGCACGGAACGCGAGACGUCGCAGGUUCAAGUACCGCAUCGUUCAUAAAAUUUUGUUUUCAAAUUUUAUUUGUGUAAUAUAUUUGUUCCCAGAACUGAGGGUUAUCACUUUGAAACAUAACAAAUUGUUUAUAUCUGUAUUCAUUAAUCCAACUGAUUUUAACACUAUCUAUGUUAUUACCUAAUAAACGCGAAGUAAAGUUAUUUACAAUUUAAAUCUUUUUGUCUUUUAAUUAAAAAAAAAAGUAAUUCUAAAUUUGGAGUAACUUUUCAUUGUGUUUAUUAAUAAUACAGUAUAUGCUAUUAGCAGUGUCAAUAUAAUGUGUCCAUAUAAAAUCUAAGACGUAGCGUAAUGCGAUACGAUCCUGGUCGAAUGACACUUCACUUAAUAGAGAAUAAUAUCGUAUGUGCUACCAACCAGAAAUGGAUCUAAUACAAAAUUGUUUACAAAUAAAGUUAUUUCUACUACUAGGAAAAAAAAUAUUGCAUUAAUCUCAGUAUCAACAAGUAUCUCAGUAACAAGCAUUAACUAACGGCCGUUUUAGAUAACCUAUCUAUCCUUAGUUUAACUUACUAGAGGUAAACAAAUCUAUCCUUUUACGCUUACUUACAUUUCAAUAACCUAUCGACAUAAAGCAUUGGACUAUAACUAUAUUGGACAUAACUAUGGAUAGAUAAGAUCUUGUCAUUAAACGGUGACAGCAAUGUAUCCGUAACUAGAGAUACGUUAUUGAAAUAGGCCGUUAGUAUACUUACGUAAUAGACAGAGUGUUUGACUGCCUCAUUACGGCAGGACUAAAUUUAUAAUGUUCAUGUGUGCUAGUUUUACAGAUGUGUUAGUGAGAUAGUGAAGUAUGUAGUAUUUUGCUUUUGGUCCAUCCCUAUGACAAAUAUCGAUAAACAGCGUCAUAUUCACGUAUACAAUAUUUUAUUAUCUAAAACAUAUUUGCAUAAAAUUCAUAUUAUAAUCAUUAGAAAAGAGAAUGUUUACCUACUGCUUAUUUAGAAUAUAAAUCCAAAUAUUAAGUUGAAUAUGUUCUACAAUAAUACUUACCACGAAAGUAGUAUUGAAGAAUUAGUAUUUACCUGUGAAAUGUUUCUUUAUUUGGAUUGUUUCUGUAGGUAUAUAACAACACAAUCUAAUACCGAACACGAAACCAUUAUAUUGUUUAAAUAAAAUCCGUUAAAAAACCGAAUAAUUACGAUAAAAACACUAAAAUUAAAACGCGGUCCAAUUUGACAGGAGAUUAAUGGAUACUAAAUUGUUUAAAAAUAGUUUCACGGUGUAUCUAUUCCGUCUCUUUCUCAAACUUAGGUUUUUGUGUAAGGAUAGUUAUCUCACUCUCACAUAGAACCCUUUUUUUCUUUCUUUCUAAUAGUAGAAAGAAAGAGAGAAAUAUAUUACGCUAGAAUGCUAAGUUUAUGGUAACAAGCCAUUUCCGAUCAGCUUGAUUCUUUGGCGUUGCGUGGAGAUGUAUGUUCUCGUUCCAUCUUCUACCGCAUUUAUCACGGUGAGUGCUUAGAAGAAAUGUGCGGGGUUCGGUUCGCUUUAUAUGAACUGGGCCUUAAGAUAUAAAGUAUGUUUUCCUAUUAGUUCAUUUAGUCCACCUAACUUAGAUGUACAGACAUACUGUUCAAUAGAGUACGACAAAUACUAUUGAAGUAUGGAUUACGAAAUUAAAUUCUCUUUCAAAAAUACUAAGCAACUUCCCUAAACUUAAAAAAAUAUUGCAUUCUUUACACAAAUCAUGAAUAUUAUAUGUAUAUGUAGACCAAUAAAUGUUAGAGAAUUCUUCUUAUUUAUUCUUUAAAAUGCGUACUUACCUUCAGGAGUGUUGGAUAUAUUCAACAUUUUGUGAGGUGUUUUAUUAACAGAACAGUCAACCGUAAGGUGUGUCACAGACAGACGAUGCGAUUGUCGGUGCGAUAAACUAUCCACUAUUAUUAUAACAGAAUAACUGUUAAGUCAUCGGCUAAAAUAUUCAAUAAUUUUACUGUCAUAUUAAUUUAUUUUAUCUCUUACUAACUCUGACAAACUAGUAAAAGAGAUAAAGACUAAAGCUAAAAAAAAGUGUGUAUUUAUUUAAUAUGUACGCACGCAAGAACUUUACACUUCUUAUACUUCUUUGGCGUGACAAAAUAAAAAUCCUUAAAAAAUAUUCUUUGUGCUAUUUUACAAGUAGAAAGAACUGUAUUGUAAUAAAAAAAAGUGUUAAAUACAUCCGAUGUGAGCCGAUGUACUGUCACUAAUUAUAGUGGUACUUGUAAGUUCCCUAUAGUAUCGCAUUAUCCACCGCAUCUCAGUCUGUCUGGGACAUGCCUUAAGCUAUACAGACCUCGUACCUGCGAGACUGUGAAAAGCUUAAAGCGGUGCUUGCUUCAAUUUAAUAAACGCCUGUUCUGAAGGCGAAAUAGCAAGAAAAGUUGCACGCUGUAUGGAAAGUCACAUAAUUUUCUUAUUGUAGUCACAUAAGCAUGUGUACAGUACAUAUACAAAUAUAUAUUAAAUGGAUAUAUAAUCAAUUAGUAUACAUUUUAUUAAUGCUUUUUAAAUAUUGUAGAUAAUUUGCGCGGUGGAACCUUUUUUUUUAAAACUAAUAAUAAAUGCAUUUAAUGUAAAAGAAGAUCAAUUAACUGGGAAAUAAAAUGGUUCAACAUAAGAUUGCUUGAAAUGCUCGGGAUAUAGUUUUUUUUUUAUAUUUUUGUAAAUUGUUUUAUAAUGUGCUUUUCCCUACGUAUAGAGUUAUUAGGUAAUCGAAUAGAUAAUUUAUAAUUUUGUAACUAAAACAAUUUAUUCCUAAAUGUAAAUAAUUUUAUGUAAAUGUAUUUGAUAAUAAUUAUGGAAAUAAUUUCUUGCCUUUUGUAUUUUUAUACAGUAUUAAUUUUAAAUGUAGGUGUGCAUUGUAUACAUUAUAAUAUGUACAUAUAAUAGACUAUUUAGGAUAUGUAUGGCCUGUAAAAUAAAAUUACAUAUUUAAAGUGUAAAAUGUAAAAAUUACCAAAACCUAUUUACAAUGUUUUAAUUUAAUUAAGAUGCUUAAUAUAUUUAUAGCUUAUCAAUCAUAAUAUAAUAUAAAGUUUGUUUGAAUGAAUAGUUUAUGAUUAUGUUGUUUGAUAAUUGCACAAUAAUAUUGUUAAUAAAUAAAUAUUUGACAUGA
Leptidea sinapis is the source of this 4559-nucleotide messenger RNA. RefSeq names its product serine proteinase stubble-like (gene Sb). Gene Ontology annotation, molecular function: serine-type endopeptidase activity. Lineage: Eukaryota; Metazoa; Arthropoda; Insecta; Lepidoptera; Pieridae. The transcript has 6 exons. The record is from RefSeq and is a predicted model, not a curated record. Gene Ontology annotation, biological process: proteolysis. Bases 112 to 1173 code for a protein of 353 amino acids.